Molecule: messenger RNA, 6748 nt
Organism: Exaiptasia diaphana
Lineage: Eukaryota; Metazoa; Cnidaria; Anthozoa; Actiniaria; Aiptasiidae
Exons: 27
Coding region: 285-6116 (1943 amino acids)
Cellular component (GO): cytosol
Molecular function (GO): guanyl-nucleotide exchange factor activity
Source: RefSeq, a predicted model, not a curated record
AUUGACAAUGAUACACCUCGAUCCAAAGGUGACAUUYUGCCCUUAUGGAAUGCAAAAGUCCGUAGAUUUUACCCUCGUCUGUCUGUCUAGUAUAUAGACACGAUAACUCUCGUAUUUGGAAUUUAAGUAUGUCAAASGAAGCAAUGAAUUCGAUAUUAUUAGCUCAUCAAAGAUAUCCAAAAUGGCGGCCUGCGAGUGUCAAGAUGUAAUGCAUUCCGAAGAACUAAUACUGUUCAGCAUAGCCCAAGCAGGAAGUGAACUUUCUUACUCAUUUACUAACUUCAAUGGCCGAGAAGAAGCCUUCUCAGGACAAACCUGAGCUGCCUUUGGAUGAAGUUCUCAGACCACCACCUCGRCGRAAGAAAUCUUUGAAAAGRUCUAAGUCUGAAGCUGAGAAAUCUCUGMGAAGACGACUCAAUUCCUCUGAUUCUGCCAAACCUGUGAACAAAGACGAUAGAUUGACUGUUAAUAACAAAAUAAAAACAACUCAAGAAGCUGAGAUUUGUGUCAAUGAAUCCYCCAAGGUUAGUGCUUCAACAUCCACCGAGAAAGCUCUACCAAAGCUUCCAGAUGAAAUUGAUAACAAUAACAGUGCACUCAAUGCUAAUAGUGAAUGUGAAAAACAAACCUCAGUCGAGCCAAAAGCGACCAAUGAAAUACAAAUAUUAAACGAUUCGAAACUUGAAGRGCAGCCAGAGUUUUCCAAGGAGAACAAAAUGACGGCGAAACCAUCACUUUCGAUGGAUGAAAACCGAAAUACAAGUCCUSUAGAACUUGAAAWGAAGAGUGAGGAUUGUAUACAUCAUGAUAUGGGAAAUAAAACUAGUUCUUCAUGCAAGAGCAAUCUUAAAACGUCUGGCGAARGCUCACCUUCAUCUCCUCAGAGACAAGGCAUUAAUGRCUCUAUAACAGCUGAUGCAGAAGYCAUGAAAACAUCCGAAGAUAAUAUUGACUUUGAAUCAUAUUGCUGGGUUGCUACUGAUGGUAACAAUUCAUCAUCUUGUCCAAGUAAUACAGGAAUUUUACAAGAUACUUCUCAACCUGGASUUGAGGUUUCAAAUGUUGCUAACAGUGUUGAUAUGAUUAAAGAAAUAUCACCACAAACCACAAAAUGUCAAAGUAAUGACAUACAUGUAUCAGUKAAUAACUUUGAUGAUCCAGAGCGUUCGGUUGUAUUGGAUGUUCMUGCAGUUUCAGAUACAAAUGUUUCAAAUGUGUUUCCUCUGCCUGAAGCAAUUGGUUUCACACAUGYAGAAAAUGCUGAAAAUAAAGAGUCUGAAUCAGRAAACACGGCUGAAGGGUCUUCACAGAUUAUAACRGCUACUACAAGUAAUGACUCUGUCAUCUGUGCGAAGUCAAGUUUGGUUGAUGAUGAAGAUGAAAUAUCAAGGCAAUCUGAGCUUGAAAGCAGUGAUYCACUUAAAAUCUCAGCUGAUCUUGACAUUUCUACUAGUAAGUCAUUCAUUAAUCCAGAAGURAUAGAUUCAAAUGUCAAUACCACUGCCUGUUUGCUCAACAACUCAAGUGUCUCUACUGAUGGAAAGGAAAGUGAAACACCUAUUGAAAUUUUAACACCAUGCAUAAAUAGCAGUGCUGGAGACAAAAAUUCAAAUAUCACAGAAAAUAAUGAAAUCAUCUCAACUGUUAAAGGUAAAUUAUCUUCAUCAUCAGAGAACAGAAAAGYACAAGAAAACUCAAAAGAUAUUCCAGAAACAAAUUCCACUGAUUUGAAURCUCAAGAUUCUGUGCAAAGCACUASCGAUGAGAUUAUUGUAGAGACUGAGAAAAAAACUAAAUCCAAGAACAGUURUUCAAGCARGGGAAAAGAACRUAGAAAAGAAUCUAUACCAUACCAACAUAUGGGUGACAGUUUGAGUUCAGUGGAAGAGUAUGAGCUCUGGGAAGAGGAGAUUAAUUUUAGUGACUCAGAUUCUGAUAUUUUUUACUCUGACGAUUCUUCAAGCUCAGGUGGUGAAGGGUAYUAUGACAUAGAGAACAAUGAAAAAUUAUGGGGAACUCAUAACAUUGAAGGAGAGCAGGGUAAUUCAUUGCCAAGAAGUCCAUCUGGAGAAGCCACCAUAAAUGAAAUACUUUCAGUUUUUCAAAAUACAGAGUAUUUAUCAGUAACUGAUGGGAAGGAUGCAAGUAGUCCCAAGGAGGGUAACCAUAGUGAUGGUAGUCACCAUAGUGAUGGUAGUCAUAGUAAUAACGCCAAAAAGGARGAACCAAGCUUAAAUGAUCURRUACUUUCAGAGGAUCGUGCUAACUCGCUAAAACGUAAAAUCGGUAGUUUUAAGGUCAUCAAGACGGCUGAUCAAAAUGUCGACACUGACGUUAUUAAGGGAGCCGCUGUUGCCAUGCCAACAGACUCUUAUAAACAUACCGGUACMGGAGAUAUGAAUACCGAGGAAGCUGAGAAAGCCAUACAGGCUUUACACAAGAGCUACCUUAAACACGUUAGCCGUGAUAGUAAAAUCAAACAAAAAAAGUCAACAGAGUCAGAGAGUGGAAGCACUGUCUAUUUCUCAAGGGUGUCGAACAUCCAACAGGACAGUGGUAGCUUUAAGACGGAUAAGGGACUGGAGAUUUCAAGACCCCGAUCUAUUUAUGGUGAGCCACGCCUGCGAUCUUUGAGUACCGGAGAUCUGAAUAAAUUACAAGGCGAUAUCAGMAAAAAGAAGUACACGUUACCCUUGAGAGCUAAGAGCUGGAGGGUCGAAAAUGACGAGAGGCUUGUCAAUCUUGAUGGCGAACUAAGAUACAUUAUUGGAUCAAUGGGUAAAUUAGAAAUAUCACGUGAUCGAAGGGACAGCGGUUCUCCCAUGGUAAAGAAUGUGCGUGGAAAAGAAGCAGGGACUGAGAUGGUGUUAGAAGUGAAAUCAGGGGACGCUGUUGAGGAUGUUAAAGACAGCYCAGAGCCUUCCACGACUGAAUCAAACUCUAACAAUGUUGUUGAAGAUAUAUCGUGUUCUUUAAGUGAACUGUCAACACUGGAAAGUGCUACUUCGAGCUUUGACACCAUCGACUCUUCYAAUACUUAUUUGAGCAGUCCUGUCAUUGAAAGACCUUUGUCGACUGUUCAGGAAGAGAGUCCGAAUUCAGCCUCCACAAUAGAUAAAUCCCAAGGUGGUCAACCUACAGACGAGGAGAAGGUGCCCGGUGCCACGCCCACAAAACAAGCUACGGUGAGUUUUAGAGAAGACAUGAAACCGGUGCUUACUUCCACGCCAAAAAGACCAAAAAGCCUAGAGCUAUCUUCCAACGUKUUCGAGGAAAGCUCUUUAAACAGUACUCAAAAUMACAAGGAUAAUUCAAACACCAGUGCGUCUGACAGUUUCAAAUCCCCUGCAAAGAAAGGCAUUAAAAACGGAGAUGUCGAACCUAGAAAAAUUAAGAUGUCCAAAGGAAGGCGUCCUUUCAGCGCAGUGGAGCCUGGUAACAUYCCCACUAGUCCCACUGAAGCAAUCGUUAAAUUGAGAGARUUUCGGUCGACUGGAGAUAGUGACUCGGUUGAUACAGGAUUGCCAGAUAGUGACAUCGUUGAAGUUGGUGAGGAAGCAACGGAAGAGGAAACCACACCGCAGCGACCACCAAGAAAAAAGAAUCCUUUAACUCCAUCAGCAAGUUUCGUAAUACCUUCUCGUGAGAAGCCAGUCAAGCGUCCCAAGAAUAACAAGAAUCGUCCAGACAAGUCAUUCAGGCAAACRUUAUCAGACGCUGAUUGGUUAAAAGUUCGUCGCAGCGUUGCAAAGUCAACAUCGCUUGAUUUAUCUCAUGAUGAUCCCAUGACCUUAGUAACAGAUGCGUUGCCAGCUUCAAUUCCUAAUUUUCCRACUCACAAGAGAGCACAGAUUGCUCUGGAAUUGUACACCACCGAACGCACGUACGUUAGAGGACUGGAGACGGUUAUMGAGCUUUUCAGAAAUCGACUUGAGGAAUACCUCGAUAGCAAAGAGAUGGAGACGAUGUUUUCAAAUAUCAAGGAGAUUUACAACUUAAACAAAGACGUUCUGUUUUCUUUGUGUGAGCGAAUCACACAUUGGAAAGAUGACCAAAUGAUUGGCGAYAUCUUUGUGGAAAUGGCGUCAAGGUUCAAGAUCUACGCGGCUUAUUGUACAAACUACGAUGCUGCCGAGACACUGAUCAAACAGAAAAUCAAGAGGAAGAAAGAGUUUGAAGUGUUUUUGAAUGCGUGUUACAAUCACCCAGUCUGCCAGCCUGGUUUGACUCUGCAAGCGUACCUCAUUACCGUGGUGCAGAGAAUUCCUCGSUAUUUGCUUCUWCUACGGGACCUUGAUAAGUGCACUUCAUCUGAUCACGUUGAUUCCAAGACGGUCAAAGAGGGGCUCCAGAAAAUGAACAACAUUGCUGAAUAUAUCAACAACCAGUUACAAGCCGUGCAGGGCCAAAGAGCCAUGACAGAACUUAGGUCAAGAGUCAUUGGAAUAAAGGCUUUCGAGACGCCAGGUCGAUCGCUAAUCAAGGAAGGAGAAGUGUUUUUAAUGAGCACCAAGAAGACGUAUAAAUGUCUUCUGUUCAACGACAUGAUAGUGUUUGCGUCAAGAAACGUCAAUAAGCAUAGUGAAGUCGAGUUGACUCUAGAACUGAAGACGCUUUGGGUGUGUGACUUGGAUGACAAUGAUCCACAAACUAGCAAAGAAGACGCACUAGAGUUGUACACUCCGGAACGAUCUUACACAAUGUAUUCUGGAUCGCGAAAUGAGAAGAAACUUUGGCUUCAGAAACUGAARACUUCCAUCGCUAUUCAACUUCUUGGCGAAGAAGCCACGGAUAGUAGUGAAAUAUCUAGUCGGAAAGCUGCUUUUACAUUCARAGACGGUCGUAUCUACUGCGGAUGGUUCGUCGAYUCAAAGCCUCACGGUCAAGGAGUACUUGCCUGGCCAAACAGAACGCGUUACGUUGGUAACUUUGAAGACGGUGAAAGAAAUGGUAUUGGAGAAUUAACUUACAACACUGGGGAGAAGUACAACGGCGAAUGGUUGGACGAUAAACAACAUGGUGUUGGGACGUUGACUUACCCUAAUGGUGAUGUGUAUUUCGGUGAGUGGAGAGAAGCCAAAAUGCAUGGAAAGGGCUCAAUCACGUUCAGCAACAACGACAAAGUCGACGGUGAUUUUGUCGAUAAUGAAGUUUGUGGCUGGGCAAAGCUUGAGUGUAUGAAUAACAUGCUGUACGAAGGGACUUGGAAACAUAGCAAGAAACAUGGCAAAGGAAAGCUCAUCCAACCCAACGGCGACACGUACGAAGGGGAAUUUCAAAACGAUCGCAUCCAUGGUCAAGGGAAAAUGAUUUACUCCAAAACUAAAGCAACAUACGAUGGUCAGUGGGAAAACAACCAGCGUCACGGUAUUGGUUCGUAUUCGAUCCCUAAAGGUGCUCAUUACGAAGGAGAAUGGAGCUCUGAUCACAUCCAAGGCAGAGGCAAAAUGGUUUACGGCAAUGGUGAAGURUACGAAGGCUCGUGGUUUCGAGAUAUGCGCUUCGGUAAGGGUCUAUUCAAAUCUCAUGAAGGCAUAUAUGAGGGGCACUUUGAGUACAAUCUGAGGCAUAAGUUUGGUGUCAUGGACUAUAACGAUGGGUCUAAAUAUGAAGGCGAGUGGAAGAACGAUCAGCGAGAGGGGCAGGGGCAGAUGAUUUAUGCUGAUUCAGGAAUUUACGAUGGAAGCUGGUUCCAUAAUUUACGUCACGGACGAGGGAAAAUGACUUAUCCUAACGGAGCAACAUACGAAGGGAGCUGGGACCUAGAUAGUCCUCAUGGAUCAGAGGGUGUUUAUUUCGAUCAAGCCGCCAAUUAUUCCUACGUCGGUGACUGGGUUCAUGGUCGUAAAGAAGGAAGAGGUGUAGAAAGAUGGGUUGGCGGUACAUAUGAGGGAGACUUCAAAGCCAAUGUGCGACAUGGUAAAGGCGUUGAAACCCUCAAAGGCAACAUCGUGUUUGAAGGGAAAUGGAGGGAUAACAGGAAAGUCGGAGAAGGUCAACGAAGGACUAGAUGGGGMAGYACUGAAACUACAGAAAUACAGCAAUGGAAAGAAGGGCAGUUAUUGAAUAAGGAUGAAUCAGUUGCUCCUGACCUCCCGUUUCUACAGCGACACUAGCAAGCAUUCGAAUUACUGCGUGAAUUGGAUUCUUUGUAAUACAAGAAUAUGCGUUGGAUCCAUGAAUUCCGUGAAUCGUUUUCUGCUGUCUAAUCCUGAACACUAUUUUCCAAAAGUUGCAGAAAAUGGCAAGAAAAUCAGCCGUUGAAAAAAGAUGUUUGUUAAUGAGCAAAUAUUUUUAUUGCUGUAAAUGUUAUUUUUUAUGAAUACAAUUAUCUUUGAAUUUGACAACAAUCAAGCAAGCAGUAUUAGAGGAAAGCGAACAGUAGUAACAUACCUAGGGACCAAUUUUAAUUCAAUAUAUAGGAGUACAUGAAAAAUAAGAACUGAAGUUCUAAAAUAACCAAGGAAUCAGUCGUAAUGUAUAGAAUUAAAUACAAUAAUUCAUAUAGAACUGACAAAAUUUAGUUGUAAAUAGUUCAAGACAAUUAUGAUUUUAAUAGGAUAGCGAAUAUCAGAUGAAUUGAUAAUCUGCUAGGAUAUUCAAAUAAAAAAAUUGUUAAGCUUAUUUUUGCUUAUGGUGCACUUUCAUGAGAACUGGCGUGUGGAAUUAUCUAACAUAGCUAUUUCGGGUAAAUAUAAAAGAAUUGAACAAAAUCAUGUAAUUCCAAUCCUAAAUGGAGUAUAUCAAA